UGUCCUCCUUUGCUUGCGGCAGCAAGAAGCAGUACCCCUACACCCAAAACGCCAGGAUCACAAAAUAUAUUGCAAGAAUCAAGAACAACACGCGGCAAAUCUACCAUCUCGACGUGCACCGAACUGCCGAGCCACCACAACAAGCUUUGCACAUCUCCACAUUAUGCUUGAGUACCAGCAGUACUUCUUCCACUACAUACCCGGCACAAACUUACAGCUCCUCUCAAGCUCCCACGUAGCAUGCACAGCUGCUGCUGAACGGGCCACAUAGUAGAAGUAGAGAGAGAGAGAGAGAGAGAGAGAGAGAGAGAGAGAGAGAGAGGAGCAAAGGGGAAGAGGAAGAAGAAGGCAAGAAAGAGGGAGGGAGGGAGAAGAGAGCUAUGGAGCAGCUGCAGCACCAGCAGGAGCGGGCGCGGGAGGUGUACAGGGAGUGCCUGCGCAACCACGCGGCGAAGCUGGGCACCUACGCCUCCGACGGCUGCUGCGAGUACACCCCCGACGACAGCCAGCCCGCCGCGCUCCUCUGCGCCGCCUGCGGCUGCCACCGCAACUUCCACCGGAAGGCGUUCCUCGACGGCACGGCCUCUCCCGGCGCCGCCAGCCAGCACGCGCCGCUAAUGCUGCCCUCUCCCGGCGCCCCGCCGGGCUACAUGCACCACCACCUGGCAAUGGCCGGCCCCUCUGGGCCUGGGAUCGCCAUGGGCGGCGGCGACGGCGGCGGGUCGCACAGCGGCGGGGGCAGCAGGCGGCGGACGCGGACCAAGUUCACCGACGAGCAGAAGGCGCGGAUGCUGCGGUUCGCGGAGCGGCUGGGGUGGCGGAUGCCCAAGCGCGAGCCCGGCCGCGCGCCCGGGGACGACGAGGUCGCGCGCUUCUGCCGGGAGAUCGGGGUCACCAGGCAGGUCUUCAAGGUCUGGAUGCACAACCACAAGGCCGGUGUCGGCGGCAGCGGGGGCGCCGGCGCCCAGACGUCGUCGUCGACCACGCGUGGCGGCGGAGGUGGAGGUGGAGGCGCGGGGGGCAUGUCGCCGGCGAUGGGUGGCGACGGUGAGGACGACGAGGAGGUGAGAGGCAGCGAGAUGUGCAUGUAGCAGUUCUCUUCUUCCUACGUGUAGUGGGAUGGCAUGGCUAGGCUGGGAUAAUUUAACUCGUUCUUCUUCGUUGAUUUCUUCGGCAUUUUUUGCUUCGAUCGGCCGGUUGAUUCUUGACGUUGAGAUUAAUUGUGUUUAACAGUGAUCGAUCCUAAUGAUGUGUUAUUUUGGUAAUUAA
Molecule: messenger RNA, 1269 nt
Organism: Triticum dicoccoides
Lineage: Eukaryota; Viridiplantae; Streptophyta; Magnoliopsida; Poales; Poaceae
Product: zinc-finger homeodomain protein 11-like
Exons: 1
Coding region: 381-1091 (236 amino acids)
Biological process (GO): regulation of DNA-templated transcription; regulation of developmental process
Cellular component (GO): nucleus
Molecular function (GO): DNA-binding transcription factor activity; transcription cis-regulatory region binding
Source: RefSeq, a predicted model, not a curated record